Molecule: messenger RNA, 1042 nt
Organism: Phragmites australis (common reed)
Lineage: Eukaryota; Viridiplantae; Streptophyta; Magnoliopsida; Poales; Poaceae
Exons: 1
Coding region: 14-1042 (342 amino acids)
Biological process (GO): negative regulation of catalytic activity
Molecular function (GO): enzyme inhibitor activity
Source: RefSeq, a predicted model, not a curated record
ACAUGUGUCAAGGAUGGCACAUUCCGCUCUCCUGAAACGGCGGCAGGCCAUGCACAAAGGAGAGAACAAGUCCUUGGCCAACUCGAUCGCAUUCAGAGAGCGCACGGUAUAUAAAGCCCAUUCAAUCACCACUCUUCCUCUCACCACCAAGAAAAGGAAAAUACAUCGUCUCACCGACGCGCCGAUCGCCAUGGCCUUGGCCCGCUCUCUCGCACCUCUCUUCCUCUUCUUCCUCCUUGUCUCCACCGCGCACGCCGCGCGGACCGUCGCCGACAACGUCCAGGACGCGUGCAGCAAGACGCAGUUCCCGAAGGCCUGCGCUGUCGGGCUGGCGACUAAGCCGGAGAGCCAGACAGCGAGCCCGCGCCGGCUGGCCGAGCUGUUCGUGAACAUCGUGGCCGAGUCGGGCUCGGGGAUGGCCGCGUUCGUGCACGGCAAGCUCAACAGCGCCAAGGACGACGCCUUGUUCAAGUGCUAUGACAGCUGCUCGGACGACGUCGAGGAGGCAGUGUCGCACCUGAAGGGCCUCAUCCAGGAGCCCACCGACGCCAAGUUCCUCGAGGUCAAGUCGUGGCUGUCGUCCACGCUCGGCGGCUCGUCCACCUGCGAGGACGCAUGCAAGGACACGCCCAAGAGCACCGACAAGGACGACGUCGUCACCAGGAGCCUCGAGUUCGAGAUGCUUCUGCGCAUCACGCUGGACCUCAUCACCGAGGCGUCAGGAUCCAUGUCCGCUGACAUCGCACUGCCGCCGUCGGAUGCCAGCGCGCCGUCGUACGGGGCGCCAUACGGGGCGCCGUCGCCGUUCGGAGGUUAUGGUUCGUCCGCAGACGCCCCCGCUUAUGGCGUUGACGGGCCAGCGUAUGGCGCCAGCGGGCCGUCCCCUGUCUCCAUGCCGGUGUAUGGUGCCAGCGGGCCUGGUGCCGAUGUUCCGUCGCCAUCAUACGGGGCCUCUGGCGCGCCGGCGCCAUCCGACGGGGCCUCUGACGCGCCGACGCCGUCGUCUGGCGACAGCGCUUCCGACGCCGACGCGACGGCAUGA